Molecule: messenger RNA, 1255 nt
Organism: Rhagoletis pomonella (apple maggot)
Lineage: Eukaryota; Metazoa; Arthropoda; Insecta; Diptera; Tephritidae
Biological process (GO): regulation of transcription by RNA polymerase II
Cellular component (GO): transcription regulator complex; nucleus
Source: RefSeq, a predicted model, not a curated record
AAAUUCAUACAUACCUAUUACGUACAUACAUUUGUAUAAACAAAAAAAUAUAUGAAUGCACUUUUUUAGCUCCGCAAAUACCAAUUUGCACACUGUGCUGCAUAUCGUGAUGUUACACUUCGGCAACGAUAAUAUUAAACGUCAGAUCGCAUCGCGUCCGUUAAAAAAAUUAAAACGGAUAUGUCGGAUACAGAGCUUAUCAUAAAAAUUAUAAAUGCUGUAAAGCAACGCGAUUGCCUGUGGAAUGUACAUUCCUCUGAAUAUGCAAAGCGAGACAAGCUGGAAAGGGCUUGGCAAGAAGUUGCCGAUGAUGUAGGCAGACAAGAUGUAUUUUGUCGUGAGAAGUGGCGCAAUGUACGCACGGGUUUCCUACGAAGCAUUCAAUACAAUAGUAAUAUGUGUUCCGACAACAAUGAUAGUACUGAAGACUUGCCCACACCACGUCGUAAACGUUUCUACUUGUAUGAUGAAAUGAAGUUUCUUUUGCCAUCAACAGAAACCAUAGGACAAACGAAAAAGAGACGAAAGCUUUCUCGUGGUAUCAAAGCGAAAACAUCCUAUGACGAUCUGCCUAGCGGAGAUUGCGGUGACAUCGCUAUACAAACGCACACUGCCCACGAAGAUACUAAACAGUACAGCAACACUGAUGUCAUACAAAAUACUGUCGGCGGCAAAUAUAUUGAAAUAUUAAAUGAGCUCACAACUAGCACACCAAUACCAUUGACUAGGCAAUCUCUUGUAUCCGCUACAACAACAACAACUAGGCAAUCUGAUGCAGCCCUCUCAAUGAAAAUCAAUCGCCAAUCUCCACAUCUCUCGACCGAUAAUACAACAGAUGAACCAAACAUGCAUUCAACUACGCUAGUUGGGUACACGAUUGAUGCAAAACGCGAAAUUGAAAAUAGUACAACAGUUUCGGAAUCAUUCAAUUGUACUGCAAAACGUAACGAAUGCGACAAUCGAGAUGAGCAGCAGUUAUUGGCCUUUUUCCGUGGCAACAUCGAUGAUAUAUUAUCGCUUCCACGUUAUAAACAACGUUUGUUUAAGCGACGUAUGCUGGAACUUAUCGAUGAUUUACAUCAUCCGGAAAAUGGGGUUUCAACUAACCGCUACUGCUAAGAAAAAAAAAGUCCGGUUUGCAUAGUUUUUAUUAAUCCUUAAACAUUAGAAAAUGUUUUGUACUACAUUCCGCUAUUAAAGUUAAAUGUAUGGUUUAAUUAUUUGAUCGAAAAAAAAAUCGAUACGAAUUGUUAAA